AUGAGCCCGUCGCCUGGUCCGUCGAAAGCCUCGCCUACAGCCUGGUCGAAAGCCUCGCCGGCAGCCUCGCCGACGGCCCCGCCUCCAGCGUAUCAGCGCAGCCACGCCGGGCCGGCGGCGCAGCCCCCGACGCACGACUGGCAGACCGCCGUCCCGGACACGGCCCUGCUGCCGCCGCCCCCGGCGGUCUUCAGCGCGCACGACCGCUCGCCCGCGAACAACGCCACCGAGGCCGAGGCCGAGGCCGGCGAGGCGUGGUGCGCCGCCCGCCCUCUCGCCGCGCCGGCGCCGGGGCCCCUCGACGCCGCCGCCCAGAGGGCCCUGCGGGCCGGCGACAUCCGGCUCCUGCGGCCGGAUGGCUUCCGCGGCACGCUGACGCGCCGGGGCCCCGGGCGCUGGGAGGUGGCCACGCGCGCCGGGUCGCCGGACUGCUGCGUCGUCGGCCACCCGCCGCUGUACGUGGCGGCGCAGCACCGGCACGCGCCCCGGACGGCCUACUACGAGGUGCGGGUGCUGCCGGGCAGCCGGGGCAGCCGCGUGGCGCUGGGGUUCGCCGCGCUGCCGUACCCGCCGUUCCGGCUGCCCGGCUGGCACCGCGGGAGCCUGGGGGUGCACGGCGACGACGGGCGCCGGUACGUCAACGACCGCUGGGGGGGCAGGGACUUUACGCGCGAGUUCGCCGCGGGGGAGACGCUGGGGAUCGGCAUGACGCUGACGCCGGGCGCGGGGGACGGCGCGCGGCCGCGGGUGUCGGUCUUCUUCACCCGGGACGGGGUGGCGGCCGGCGGGUGGGAUCUGCACGAGGAGAGGGACGCGGGGACGGAUCUGCCGGUCACGGGGCUGGAGGGGUUCCACGACCUGAGCUGCGCCAUCGGGGCGUUUGACGGCGUCGGCUUCGAGGUGAUACUGAACCCGGCCGGGUGGCGAGGCGCGUGGUUGGACCUGAGAACCGACAUCAUCGCACGAUUAGACAAGAUUGCGCUCAACGACUUUCCCAUUCCCAACCUGCCAUCGCCGCCAUCGCCGCCGCCGCCGCCGCCGACAUUAGAGACUCGCCCGCUCUCCCCCCCACUGCCCUCGUCGCCCCUGGAACACGCGCCUUCGCACGAGGAAGCGGCGGACAAGGACAACGCCCAACCCGACAUGCGGCCGGUCGAGCCGGCCCACCAGCUGCCAAAGCAGAUUGCCGACAUGCUGCGCGAUGUCAAGACCCACAUGGAGACGUUCAAGACGUGCGCGCCGCAUACCAUCCAGCGGAUUGCGGAGCUGGUCCUGGAGCCCAGAGCGCACUACAAGGCCCUGGCGCCCUAUCUCCACGCUGUCGAUCGGGUGGUGCGCGUCACCUCGGGCACAAGCGCGUACCCGCUGCCGUCCGUCGUCCCCGACAUGUCCGCCAUGGAGCUGAACGGAGGAGAGGACGCGCGAGAUCCCGCUGCGGCUGUCGCUUGGAGCAACCCCACGGCGGCGGCGUUGGGCACCGACGAAGCCUUGGGCGGGGCGCUGCUCACCCCGAUCCCGUGGCUGAGGAGGCCGAGUCCCGAAACCAACGGCGACGCAGCGUCGUCAGCGUCAGCGUCAGCGUCAGCGUCACCGGGUCCGGGUCCUGCCCCGGGUCCGGCAUCCGCGGGCGCGCAAAUCCACAGCGAGGGCACCGAGACGAUUGACGGACCAAACGGCGUGGGCAGCAUCGAGACAGUGUCUGUUAGCGUCAACGGGGUCCCGUCCACCGGCCACGCCAGGGGCGUCACGCAGGGGGAGUUGCUGCGGCAGGAGCAGCGUGCCGGAGUCGUGCCCGUCAGCCAGCUGACCGCUGGCAGCCAGCCAUCACCGCCGGCCGACGAGGACGGGGGGGGGUUGAACCAAGAGGACGAGCAGGUGCCUCACGCGCGGGGGCCGCAGGAGAUUGGCGUCAGCGACACGGGGCCCCAAGGCGUGACGACCAGCUACGUGGGAGACGACGGCGUCUUGCUGAACGGCAUCGACGUGGAAGCCGCGGUUGGAAGAAGACGCCGGGACGAGCGGCAGCACCAGACAGAGGCACACGCCAGGGCCGACGACGACGGCGACGACGACGCCAACGCCGACGCCGCCAGCAGCCCCUCCAGCACCGAGAGUGCGGGCACGAAGCGGGAAGCGGAAACCCAACUCCAAGGCGAGCCUGCCAAGAAGGCGAGAGAGGACCACGCUCCUCAACCAGCUGCCGUCGCUGGUGUCGACGAAGCGGCGGCAGCAGCAGCAGCACACGAACCGACGCCCACCCCAGCUUCAACGACAGAUACAACAAAAGCACAAGACGGGGCACAGCUUGAAGCAACGCAACCUGCCGAUCCCAGAGACAACGAGACCAAAGCAAGUGUCUAG
Molecule: messenger RNA, 2361 nt
Organism: Ustilaginoidea virens
Lineage: Eukaryota; Fungi; Ascomycota; Sordariomycetes; Hypocreales; Clavicipitaceae
Exons: 3
Coding region: 1-2361 (786 amino acids)
Biological process (GO): protein dephosphorylation
Cellular component (GO): protein phosphatase 4 complex; nucleus; cytoplasm
Molecular function (GO): protein phosphatase regulator activity
Source: RefSeq, a predicted model, not a curated record